AACAGUUGCGACUGCAACGUCAAUUUGUGACGACGGACCGUCCACAGCGUCCUAGUUCCCAUCCAAAGGAUACAAGCAAAACACAAGCAAAUAAUACCAAACCAACCAAAACCCAAGUACAAAAUGCUUGCCUAGCUACAGAAACUGAAACAUUGCGCAUACGCCGCAUAGUGCAAACCAUUAACUGUGAUACAAGUUGAAUUUUCUUGAUUUUCGUUGGUCCUCGCACCAAAGCAACCUACAACUACCUAACUUAUUGUGCUAUCCCCAAACAAAGAAGCCGAAACAGAAGCAAAAUGUCGGUGCCAAUGCUGCUGACACCCAUGGAACCCCAGACCCCGGAGGAUCACAUGCAAAAUUGUGCCGCCUUCGCGGACGGAGCCUCGAUCUCCUAUGGAACCGGAAACGAGCUGGAGUCGGGAACCGGAUCCUCCGCCGCCUGUAAGCCCACUCUGCGGGAGUUCAAUGUGCGACUGGAGGCUCCUCUGGCCGCCGAGGAGCGGCUGGGCCUCACCGGCGAUGUGAAGGCCCUCGGCGAGUGGCAGCUGUCCAGAAGUGUGGCUCUGGAGUCCCUGGACGACCUCAACUGGCAGGCCACGGUGCCCCUUCAGUCCUGCCGCCAGCUGGAGUAUCGCUACUUCGUCUACGUGGAGGAUCUAUCUGGCUACAAGCAGAUCCGUCGUUGGGAGACCCACUUCAAGCCGAGGUCCCUGGGGCCCUGCUCGGAGCUCCAGUGCAGCCAAUUGGAUGUCUUCGGCAUCACCUCGGACAACUCCGAUCUGAAACCGCAGGUUCAUCGCGGCUGGCUGAACAACGAGGCGAUCCUGCAGCUGAAAUUCAACGGGGAGAAGAUGUUCCAGGUGCACGACAUCGAGACCUUUGAUCCCCAGCACGUGCAGCUGAAGAUUGUGCCCGUGGAGCAGACCGCUGGCCUCCAUGUGGAGUACUCCAAACAGGAGUACGGCAGGAGCCAGCUGGAGCAGCAGCCCACCUUCGGGGUGCCCUACACCAAGGGGGACAUUGUCAUCUUCCACAUCACAAUGCCGCUGGAGAGGAUGAUGGAGCAGCACUUCCGUCUGGAGUGCUAUAGCAUGGCCAACGAACUCCUUGGUAGCGCCGGUCUGGGCACUGCCGAGUUGACUGGCAGCGAGGGACUGCUGCACCUGCGGAUCAAAUCGGCCAAGGAUGCGGAUGAGACCCUGGCCAGGCUGAGGCUGCCCUAUGUGGCGGUGCAUCCUUACCGCUACUCACCGCUGGACUUUAAGAACACCUUUGCCCACUACUGGCCCAAGAGCUGGCCGAACUUGGAUGUGGGUCAUCGCGGAAACGGCAAGAGUUACAUUGCAAAUGCUCCAGCGGAGAGGGAGAACACCAUCGCCUCAUUCCUGAGUGCUCAUGAACACCACGCAGACAUGAUCGAGUUGGAUGUCCACUUGACUGCUGACGGAGUGCCUGUAAUAUACCACGAUUUCGGUCUCCGAACUGCCCCGCCCGGCAAGCAGAUCAGCCGACCAGAUCAAUUGGAGUACGUGCUCAUCAAGGACAUUAACUACGAGCUGCUGAAGAGGCUGCGCAUCUUCUCUGUGAUCGCCGGCCAGGUGAGGGAGUAUCCCUCGCACAAUGCCGAACCCAGGAGCGAGCACCGCAUCUUCCCAACGCUGGUGGAGGUGCUGGAGCAGCUGCCCAAAUCUCUGGGCAUCGAUGUGGAGAUCAAGUGGCCACAGCGGCGCCAAGCCGGCGGGUCGGAGGCUGAGCAAACCAUCGACAAGAACUUCUUCGCCGACAAGGUACUCCACCAGGUGAUCCAAAAGGGCUGCGGCAGACCCAUAAUCUUCUCCAGCUUCGAUGCCGACAUGUGCACGAUGCUGAGGUUCAAGCAGAACAUCUUCCCCGUGAUGUUCCUCACGCAGGGAGAGACCAAGAAGUGGCAGCCGUUCCAGGAUCUGCGCACCCGUAACUUCAUGGCGGCCGUGAACAAUGCUCAGGCCUUCGAGCUGGCUGGCACAGCUCCGCACGCCGAGGACUUCCUGGGCGAAAAUGCUCCGGAUAUGCUGCAAAAGGCCAAGGACCUGGGCCAAAUAGCCGUGAUCUGGGGCGACGAUUGCAACUCCAAGGAGCGCGUGCAGUAUUUCACCCGGAUCGGGGCCACCGCCACGUGCUACGAUCGCAGUGAUCUCUUCAUGCCGGAGGGCAAGCAGGAAGCCUUCUUCAAGUCGCCAGCACUGAUGGCCGAGUUCGCAGCCCAGUGCCGGAACUAAAGAAGUAGGGUACUAAAGUGAAACGGGAGGGUAAAUCUAAGCAGUGGUUAAUCAUUAGGCUUUUUAGUUAGCUUGUAUAUUUAUUUAAACACUAACUGGGAAAGAGAAAUGUGAGAAGCUUUAAAGUGGUUGGGUAAUUUGCAGUUUCUCGUUGCCCAACGGAAACAACGAAACGGAGACCCUUAAAUAAAUCGUCUCUACACACGUUAAGCCAUCAUUUGGCAUAAUUACACAUGCAAAAUAGGAAUUCCCCAAAAUUAAGUAGCACCGCAAAAGACAAUGGGAAGAAAGCGAAGCAGAGUUGAGAAUUAUAAAAAUACAUACACCUACAUUACCUGCUAAAUAUCUAUAUAAAUCUAUCUAUACCUCAAUGCAAAACAUGCAAAAAAAAGAAAUUGCUAAUAAUUAAUUAAAUCGUAACACCAAGAAUACCUACUAUUACAAUCUAAAGGGGAAUAUACAUGUAUUCAAUGUGUUGAUGGAACAUCGACAGAUCUUUUUGUGACUUUUGCAAAAAUCUAUUUGAUAUAAAUUAGAGAAAUAUUUUUUUAACUGUUGUACAAUUAAU
This is a messenger RNA of Drosophila subpulchrella, 2826 nucleotides long. RefSeq names its product putative glycerophosphocholine phosphodiesterase GPCPD1 homolog 2. The record is from RefSeq and is a predicted model, not a curated record. NCBI's taxonomy places the organism in Eukaryota, Metazoa, Arthropoda, Insecta, Diptera, Drosophilidae. Gene Ontology annotation, molecular function: glycerophosphocholine phosphodiesterase activity; starch binding. Gene Ontology annotation, biological process: glycerophospholipid catabolic process. The transcript is spliced from 2 exons. The coding region runs from base 297 to 2258 and encodes 653 amino acids.